This is a messenger RNA of Penicillium taxi, 2316 nucleotides long. RefSeq names its product homoaconitase LysF (gene lysF). The transcript has 2 exons. Lineage: Eukaryota; Fungi; Ascomycota; Eurotiomycetes; Eurotiales; Aspergillaceae. The record is from RefSeq and is a predicted model, not a curated record. Gene Ontology annotation, molecular function: 4 iron, 4 sulfur cluster binding; homoaconitate hydratase activity. Bases 1 to 2316 code for a protein of 771 amino acids. Gene Ontology annotation, biological process: L-lysine biosynthetic process.
AUGUCUCGAUUGAUGCAGUCUACUACCGGCCGGCGCUGGGCGUCGAUGCGCCUCCCUGCUCUGCGUAGGACCCUAGCGACUUCUCGGAUCUUUCUCUCUCAGGCUUUUCACUCACAACUCGAGGAUCCUGCUACCGCAGCUGUCUUCUCAGCCCUACAGACUUCCAAGGCUGUGCCCCAAACAUUGACAGAAAAGAUUGUCCAGCAAUACUCCGUUGGCCUCGCCAAGGACAAAUUCGUCAAGUCUGGCGACUAUGUCACAAUCUCUCCUCACCGAUGCAUGACUCACGACAACUCGUGGCCUGUAGCUCUCAAGUUCAUGUCCAUUGGCGCUUCCAAGCUCCACGACCCCAAGCAGAUUGUUAUGACCCUCGACCACGACGUGCAAAACAAAACAGAAAAGAACUUGCAGAAGUACCAGCAAAUUGAAAGCUUUGCCAAGCUUCAUGGCGUGGAGUUCUACCCGGCUGGUCGCGGCAUUGGACAUCAGAUUAUGGUCGAGGAAGGUUUCGCUUGGCCUGGAACUCUGGUAGUAGCAUCGGAUAGUCACAGUAACAUGUACGGUGGUGUCGGCUGUUUAGGAACUCCAAUCGUGCGUACCGAUGGUGCUAGUAUCUGGGCUACUGGAAAGACUUGGUGGCAGAUUCCCCCUGUGGCUAAGGUCACUUUGAAGGGUGUCUUGCCCGCCGGUGUUACUGGAAAGGACGUAAUUGUUGCCCUUUGUGGUCUGUUCGACAAGGACGACGUGCUCAACCAUGCUAUCGAGUUUACUGGUUCAGAGGAGACUAUGAAAAGUCUGCCAGUGGAUGACCGCCUAACAAUCGCUAACAUGACUACCGAAUGGGGUGCUCUGUCUGGUCUGUUCCCUAUUGAUAAUGUUCUGAAGGGCUGGCUCAAGGCUAAGGCUACCACUGCCGCUAUGGGUCUGGCUGACGGUCCUUUCAAGACUCUUGCUCCCCAAAAGUUCACCCACCCCAUCCUGGACGAGCUCUUUGCCAACCCACUCACAGCUGAUAAGGGUGCCAAGUACGCCAAGGAGCUCUUUUUGGAUCUUUCUUCUCUCUCCCCAUAUGUCUCGGGACCUAACUCGGUCAAGGUGGCGACUCCUCUGAGUGAGUUGGAAGCUGCUGACAUCAAGGUGAAUAAGGCGUACCUUGUUUCAUGCACUAACUCUCGUGCCUCGGAUAUUGCUGCCGCUGCCCGUGUAUUCAAGGAGGCCGCUGAGAAGAACGGAGGCCAUAUUCCUAAGAUUGCAGAUGGUGUUCAGUUCUACAUUGCCGCUGCUUCUAUUCCUGAGCAGAUUGCCGCAGAGGGUGCAGGUGACUGGCAGACUCUGCUCGAUGCUGGUGCUACUGCUCUUCCUGCAGGAUGUGGCCCUUGUAUUGGCCUCGGCACUGGCUUGCUCGAGCCUGGUGAGGUUGGCAUCAGUGCUUCCAAUCGUAACUUUAAGGGUCGUAUGGGUAGCACCGAUGCCAAGGCCUACCUUGGUAGCCCGGAGAUUGUGGCCGCCAGUGCGCUGAGUGGAAAGCUGUCUGGUCCCGGCUGGUACCAGACCCCCGAGGGCUACAAUGGUGUGGUUCGUGGUGAGGGUGACGGCAUCCAUGAAGAUGAACGUAUGCUCACUACCGAGGAGGCUCUGGAGAAGCUCCUUGGUCAGAUGGAAGAUCUUGUUGCCGUCGGUGAGAAGGAUUUUGCUGCUGAACCUACCGCUGAGGUCGAGGAGGCCUCAGAUGAUGCUCUAACAGAAGUCUACCCUGGUUUCCCUGAAAGCGUUUCAGGAGAAAUCGUGUUCUGCGACGGCGACAACAUCAACACCGACGGUAUCUACCCAGGAAAGUACACCUACCAGGAUAAUGUGCCCGUGGAGACCAUGGCCAAGGUCUGCAUGGAGAACUACGACACUUCUUUCUCGUCGAUUGCCAAGUCAGGUGAUAUCCUUGUGACUGGCUACAACUUUGGUUGUGGUAGCUCGCGUGAACAAGCCGCGACUGCCCUUCUGGCCAAAGAGAUUCCCCUAGUUGUUGCUGGUAGUUUCGGCAACAUCUUUUCCCGAAAUAGCAUCAACAAUGCGCUGAUGGGUCUGGAGGUUCCCCGCUUGAUCAGCCGUCUCCGUGAGACUUUUGGUGAUGACAAGGCUCUCACUCGUCGCACUGGCUGGACCUUGACAUGGGAUGUGCGCCGCAGCCGUAUUGAAGUACAGGAGGGAGAGAACGGUCCCAAGUGGACACACAAGGUUGGAGAGCUGCCUCCCAAUGUGCAGGAAAUCAUCGCUAAGGGAGGUUUGGAGAAGUGGGUUAAGAACGCUAUCGAGGUAUAA